UUACCACACGUUUUCAUCUUCUAUUAGCAUUUUUAAAAGCUGGAUUAUGAGCUAUGAUGAGAACAACUAAUCCUGUGCUUUUACCUUCAGAAAUCUGAAAGUUUGAAAAAGGGAGAGGAAGCCACAGCUGGUUACUUCUUGGGCUCCUACCAACACAGCAGGAUGGAACUUCUCCUGGCCAUUUUUCUCGCUGUUUUCACUGGUAUUGUGGCAAUUGCUUUCUAUUAUGAACACCCAAAAGCAGAAAUUCCUCAUGGAAUCAGUGAGCGCCAAAAGCUUUAUGUUCUUCAUUACAUCAUGAACUUUGGAUUUGGUCUGGCAGCAUUUUUGGAAAAAGUAGGUAUCAUCUCAGAGGUCCAUCUCCUCAGGGUUAUAAUGGAGACAGUACCACCAUUAAAGGAUCCACAUCUUCUUAUCAAGGACUCAAGCUUUGAAAGGGUUAAAGUGAGAAUUUACCACCCAAAAACAUCAAACAAUAGCCAAAGAAGGGGAAUCCUUUAUUUUCAUGGAGGAGUUGGCCGGUUUGGAAGUAUCCAGGCCUAUGAAAGAACGUGCCGCUAUUUCUGCAGGAACACCAACUCAGUGGUGGUGAGUGUUGGGUAUCGUUUAGCUCCUGAGUACCCAUUUCCAACCCAGUUUGAGGACUGUCUCACUGCUGCCGUGCACUUCCUGAGGACUGCACAAGACCAUGGAGUCGACCCUUCCCGUGUUGUCAUCUGUGGAGACAGCAGUGGAGGGACACUCACUGCUGCUGUUGCCCAGGCACUGGUGAACAGAAGAGACCUCCCAAAGCUGAGAGCACAAAUCCUAAUAUAUCCUUUUCUGCAGUGUGUGGAUUUAGAUUUGCCUUCUUAUCAGCAGAAUGACAAAAUCCCCAUUUUGCUAAAGGAACGAGCCCUUGUUCUUGGCUUGAAGUACAUUAAUAAGGACUUGAACGCCAUCCAAGAAUUAUUUAAAGGCUGCCAUGUUUCAGAAGAUUUGAGACUGAAAUAUCAGAAAUGGGUGAGCCCUGACUUCAUCCCUCAUGAGUUUAAAACAAGAGGUUACAAACCAAGCCAAAGAUAUCUACCCUUAAAAGAAAUGUGUGAACAGGCCGAGACCAUGUUUGACCCUGUUUUUUCACCACUGUUGGCUGAAGACAGUGUUGUUGCUCAGCUUCCUGAGACUUUCAUUUUGACCUGUGAAUUUGAUGUGCUUAGAGACGAUGGACUGCUGUACAAGAAACGAUUAGAGGACCAUGGUAUAAAAGUGACCUGGUGCCAUCUGCAGGAGGGAUUCCAUGGAGCAGUGUUCUUAGCACUUCUUGGUAUUUUUGGAUUCCGCUCUGGAACUAAAGGCCUGGAAAAGAUAGUAAAUUUUCUAAGACUGAUGUAAGAAUCCAUUUCUUGCUUUCUUUUCCUGAUUCCUAUCUCUUUUUGCCUACAAACUUAUUUUUAAAAAUCCUUUAUUUUCCUUUCCUUAAGUCAUCAUGUAAAUUUCUGCAUUGCAUCUGUCUUCUUUUUAGCCACUAAGUUGAUUGCAUGAUGGCCUUUGCUUAAUUUUCUCUCAGAAGAGGCAAAAUCAGGUGAAUUUACAUUUCUUUAUCAGCUCUUCAGUUUUCUUUUGUAGCCAUUACAGAUCUCAUCCUUAUAGCAUGGGCUUUGCAAUGUGGUCUGGUUCAGUAAAGUUUUGGUGCUAUUAGAACACAAACCACAUUUAAAAACAACCUGGGGCAGGUAACAAGGUGUGAAUCUUCAGGAUCUGUGUAUAAAGUGUAUUUCAUGGUCAAAGACUUAGGAAAUCCUGUAUCUGGUGAGAGCUGAAUUUGAGACAAACUUAAAGAGAACUGAAUGUAGCAGGAAGAAUGUGAACAUAAACAGAAAUGAAAGAAGGGGAAGAGGAGAAGAGAGGGAAAGAGCAGGCCUGGAACUACAGAUGUUAUAACAAGUAUUAGUUAAAGGAAAACAGCAUCUAUUAAAAAACCCAUGCAUAUAUAUUUUAUUUACAGAGAAUAGAUACAUGGGAAUAUAAAGUAAUAUCAGUUCCUUUACAAAGUGUAGACCUGCACUGCCUAAUUCAGGAAGGACUCUCCCUUUGAGGGACAGUGUCAAGUGCCAUUGGAGAGAAAGGAGAAUGACUGAGGGGUUUUUUUAAUAAAAUAAAAUAUCAAAGUUCAGGUCAAACUGUUUACAAAAGAGAUGAAUGAUCAAGGAAACUAAUGCAAAAUAAAAUGGCAUAACAAAAGUGUAAAGCUCUUUUCUCAGAAAUUAACUCAAGUAUUGCCAGAAAUGUCAGUAAAUGCUUUAAUUCCACCAUUCUGAGGUGAAUGUAUAACUGUAGAACAGUGUAAU
Molecule: messenger RNA, 2330 nt
Organism: Prinia subflava (tawny-flanked prinia)
Lineage: Eukaryota; Metazoa; Chordata; Aves; Passeriformes; Cisticolidae
Product: arylacetamide deacetylase-like 4
Exons: 4
Coding region: 163-1374 (403 amino acids)
Cellular component (GO): membrane
Molecular function (GO): lipase activity; carboxylic ester hydrolase activity
Source: RefSeq, a predicted model, not a curated record